Phytophthora sojae is the source of this 546-nucleotide messenger RNA. RefSeq lists its product as hypothetical. The transcript is spliced from 4 exons. The record is from RefSeq and is a predicted model, not a curated record. NCBI's taxonomy places the organism in Eukaryota, Oomycota, Peronosporomycetes, Peronosporales, Peronosporaceae. The coding region runs from base 1 to 546 and encodes 181 amino acids. Gene Ontology annotation, molecular function: oxidoreductase activity, acting on a sulfur group of donors, disulfide as acceptor.
AUGGGCCUCCUGCGUUCGCUGGCGACUGCAGCUGCGUCUGCGCUGCUGCUCGGACUCCAUGGCUCCGAUUCCGUUGCUUCCGCGGCGUCCACGGGCGUGGCGGAGCAGCACCGCGUGAGCUUGCGGGUCUUCUUCCGCGCCUUCUGUCCUGCGUGCCAAUGGUUCGUCGGCGACCCGCUGCUGGAGCUCGUGCGCACGGAGGAGUACCGCAAUAUCGUCAACCUGACGCUGAUCCCGGCUGCUGGGAUGAAGGAGAAGGAGGACGGAUCGGUCACGUGUGAGGCGGGUCCGUUGGAGUGUGCAGGCCACCGCUGGCAGGUCUGCGUGCUGGACAACGACCGCGAUGACGUCGUCAAGUACCUCGGCACGAUUGCGUGCAUUGAAGGAGACGAGUCGGGACAAGUGGGCGACUGGAAUACGAAGGUCAAGAACUGCUUGACGGAUGAAGAGCGCGUCGUGGUGAAGGAGUGCUUCGAUAACCGCAGCAAGGAUCUACUAGUGAAGGUACGUUGGCUUGCAUCUGAUUCUGUAGAUGCUGAGGUAUAA